This is a messenger RNA of Papilio polytes (common Mormon), 704 nucleotides long. Its product is annotated as transmembrane protein 234. The transcript is spliced from 4 exons. The coding region runs from base 189 to 578 and encodes 129 amino acids. The record is from RefSeq and is a predicted model, not a curated record. Lineage: Eukaryota; Metazoa; Arthropoda; Insecta; Lepidoptera; Papilionidae.
UUUACAGCUGUCAUUUAACGAUAAUAAUUAGCUUCUUUUUGAUAAAGAUGUGAUAUGGUUAUCAGUUUUUAUCUAUUUAAUCAAGUACGCUGAUUCAAGUCCAAUCAUGUAUAGAUUUCAACGAAGUAGUUUUUGAUAUGUCACAUAUUUUCUGAUCAAUUUGUUACCCAUUUUGUGCAUUUGCUGUUAUGUUGCUGAGCUUAGGGUUAUUGGUGGUGACAGGUAUAUUAUGGGGGUGCACGAAUCCUUUCAUCCGUCAGGGCACGAAGGGUCUACGUUCAGUAAAAGCGGAGACAUGGGUCGGGCAAGCUUACGCGGAGAUUGUGUUCCUACUUGGUAAUUGGCGGUACGUGGUACCAUUUCUGGUGAACCAAUGUGGUUCGUUAGUAUACUUGAUGGCGGUGCAGAGGGCGCCAUUGUCUCUGGCCGUGCCUGCAUCUAAUAGUCUGGCGUUCGCGUUCACAGCUGUAACUGGCUCUAUGGUUGGCGCUGAGGAACCUUUGGAUCGUGGUUCAAUCUUUGGUAUUUCGCUAAUUAUAAUCGGGACUGCUUUAUGCUGUUGGGAUAAAAGCUAUUGAAUGUUUUGGAAGAUUAUCGAUAGAUGGCAGUAUUAUAAAACGAUCUUUUUCACCGUGAAAGAUUUUUUUAAAAUGGAUAUGUAUAUGUGAUUAAAUUAAAAAUAUAUUUAUUCUGUUGAAAUAUUU